AUGAUGAGAAGACGAACAAGAUGGCGAUCAUGUAAAAGAAUGUUAGAAGGAGUGAAAGCCUUAAUCCAGCAUAGGCCCUUGCCUGACGCACCUAUGGGAGGGACCAGAUGGAUGUCCAAGGAGAAUCUGCUGUCCAUUAACAUUGAGGAUGAUCCUACGUUGUUUGUGGCAUUGUACGACUUCCAGGCAGGAGGAGUUAAUCAGUUGAGCAUAUCAAAAG
This is a messenger RNA of Candidula unifasciata, 220 nucleotides long. NCBI's taxonomy places the organism in Eukaryota, Metazoa, Mollusca, Gastropoda, Stylommatophora, Geomitridae. The record is from the annotation of a GenBank genome assembly.